Molecule: messenger RNA, 1238 nt
Organism: Contarinia nasturtii (swede midge)
Lineage: Eukaryota; Metazoa; Arthropoda; Insecta; Diptera; Cecidomyiidae
Product: UPF0160 protein
Exons: 2
Coding region: 28-1185 (385 amino acids)
Cellular component (GO): cytoplasm; nucleus
Source: RefSeq, a predicted model, not a curated record
GUCUAACCUCAUUUUACCCGCUAAAUAAUGAUGUUUCGACGACUAUUCGUACACAGUAUCAUUAGCAGAAAUAAGUGUUCAUCUGGUGGUCAUAUAAAAUUAACGAAAUUCAGUGGUUUAUCUUUAACGUUCAAUCAACAGAUUCGCAAAAUGUCCAAUGAAAAGAGCAAUGUAUUGAUUGGAACACACAGCGGUAUAUUUCACUGUGAUGAAAUACUCGCUUGCUAUAUAUUGCAACAAUUACCAAAAUAUGAAAAGGCACAAAUCGUCCGUACACGGGACGAUGCUGUUUUGAAAGAUUGUGAUAUUGUUGUUGAUGUUGGAAGUGUAUUUGAUGCGGAAAAAUUGCGUUUCGAUCAUCAUCAAAAAACAUUCCAAGAUACUUUGGGUUCAUUGCGUCCAGAAUUUGCGGAGAAAUUCUCAAAAGUUCGUUUAAGUUCGGCUGGACUGAUUUAUACGCAUUACGGUGAAGAGGUCAUUGGCCGUUUGGUUAAACGUCUGAAAGGUAUUGAGCUGAGCCAAGAGUGCUUGAGACGCGUGUUUGAAAAGGUGUAUGAGAACUUCAUUCAAGAAAUCGAUGGCAUUGAUAAUGGUGUACCGCAACAUCCAGAUGAGCCAGUUUAUCGAAUUUCUACACAUUUGAGUGCUCGUGUUGGUCAUUUCAACUCAGAAUGGAAUUCAACCGGAGAUUUUGAUGAACAAGCCCAAUUUGAAAAGGCCAAAGAAUUGGUUGGCGCCGAAUUUGUCGAUUCCGUUUUGUACUAUUCAACUGUAUGGUGGCCCGCUAGAGCGAUUGUUACCGGUGCCAUUAAAAGCCGAUUUGAUCUACAUUCAUCGGGUAAAAUCAUCGAGCUUGCUCAAUUCUGCCCGUGGAAACAGCACCUCUACGAUUUGGAAAAGGUUGAAAAGUGUGAAGGUGACAUUUUGUACUGUAUUUGUGCAUCAGCACCAGACGAUCAUCGUGUGAUUUGUGUUUCAAAGACCGCCAGCAGUUUUGUUUGUCGAAAAUUUUUACCGCCAUCAUGGCGUGGUAUUCGUGAUGCUGAUCUUGAAUCCGUUUCAAAUAUUGCUGAUACCAAAUUUGUGCAUGCCACUGGCUUCAUUGGAGGAGCAAAAACCCGAAAUGCUGUCCUACAAAUGGCUAUCAAUGCAAUUGAAUCUACAGAAGAAGAACAAUCAACGUAGAAUAACAAUUGAUUAAAAUUCUUUUUUUUUUAUUCAACAAAAUAUAUAUCUUU